AUGAGCGACGCAGAAUGGAACAAGGUGGAGACCAGAGCAUCCCGCUCCCGCACCAGGUCACCUACUGAAAGUGCUGCCCGUGCAAAAUCUGGAAGUCGGUCUCAUUCUCGCAGUGGGUCAAAAGCUUCAAAGCGGUCUGAGUCUCGUUCCCGAUCAAGGUCAAAAUCUCGAUCACGGUCCAGAAGACGUUCACAUAGAAGAUAUUCCCGCUCCAGGUCUCGCUCCCGUUCACACAGAAGGCGCUCAAAAAAGCCGAUCCUAUACUCCAGAAUAUAGGAGGAGGAGGAGCCGCAGUCACUCGCCAAUGUCUAAUAGGAGGCGGCAUAAUGGUAGUCGGGCAAACCCAGAUCCUAACACUUGCGUUGGAGUCUUUGGCUUGAGCUUGUACACAACUGAGAGAGAUCUAAGAGAGGUGUUUUCACGUUAUGGUCCCCUUGGUGGUGUAAAUGUAGUAUAUGAUCAACGAACUGGACGGUCAAGAGGAUUUGCAUUUGUUUAUUUUGAGAGAAUUGACGAUUCCAGAGCAGAACAAAGAUCUAAGGCAAUGGAACAUGCUAAUGGUAUGGAACUGGAUGGCCGUAGGAUUCGUGUAGACUAUUCGAUAACAAAGCGAGCGCACACUCCCACCCCAGGCAUUUACAUGGGACGACCCACACAUGGUAGCAGUGGACGUCGUCGAGAGUAUUAUGACAGAGGAGACCGAGGUGACCGAGGUGACAGAGGAGACAGAGGAGAGAGAGGAUAUGAACGGGGCUAUGAGAGAUAUGAAGAAUAUGACUACAGGUACAGCAGGAGACGUUCACCAUCUCCAUACUACAGCCGAUACAGAUCUAGAUCAAGGUCCCGCUCAUACAGUCCA
This is a messenger RNA of Staurois parvus, 859 nucleotides long. The record is from the annotation of a GenBank genome assembly. Lineage: Eukaryota; Metazoa; Chordata; Amphibia; Anura; Ranidae.